AUGGAGGCAUCGUCAUCGGACUACAGUGACGAGGAAGUGGGGGUGAUAGCGCGAGGUCAGAAGCUCUGGGUCAGAGGCGUUCGACCUCACACGACUUGCGCCGAUAUUGUCCGAGUACUGCAAGAUGCUCCAGAAGCUGGUGGUGGAUUAAGCGAACAUGGCGAAUGGGUGUUGGCGGAGAGGUGGCGUGGUGUGGAAAGGCCUUUACCGCCUGACGCGCCUGUGUUACACGUGCUAGCUGCUUGGGGAGACGCAAGGCAUGAGGUUAGACUUUCACUCCGGCGAUUGUCGAGUGGUGGUGAGGACGAUUCAGGGCGAGACAGUGACGCCGGCAGCCGUGCAGGUGUGAGGAGACGUCGCAGGAAAGGUGUCCGAGCCGCCACACCGCCACCUAGAGCUCGUAGCGAAGACCCUGCUGCUAAACUAGUCUCUAUAAUCCAACAUCAAAGCAGGACUAUCCAUCAACAGUUAGAUAAGCUUAGAGAGCAAGAAAAAGUUAUUGAUCAUUUGGAAGAUCAAACUCACAAAAAUCGAAUGGAAAAACACGGUACCAACUACUUGCUUGAAUCAUACCUUCGAGAUCUCGGUCGAUGUAGUGAAGUCAACGACAGCCAAGCUGGGAACAGUGACAGUGGAGUCGGCGUCGGCAGUGGAACUCCUCCAAGAAGACACACCAAACAUAAAUCCAGAAGGGAAAGACAUCUAAUGAGAGAGCAUUACUUCACAAAAGAACUAACAGACAUUUGUCAAGUGAAUUCUGAAAGACUUAUCCAAACUCAUACGGACACAGAUUCAGAUGUUUCAGCAGAUGAACUGUCUCGGAUAAGAGAAGAAAUUGAACUUUUAGAAAAAUUAGCGAUAAUAAACAAAAGGUUACACCGAGAAGAGGAACUUGUUGUUAGGUUAACUGCAAAAGUGAAGCGUUAUAUGGACGAAAAUAAAGUGAACAGCUGCGAAAAUGUUACACAAGUUAGUAUGCUUAUCGAUAAAAUUGAAGAGGAAUUAGCGAAGACCGCACAAGAGAUGGAGAGUAAUGCAAUCGAACUGGAACGAGCAGACAGAGAAAUAGAGAGGAGAAUGAAACUGAUGGACGAGUUGACGUUAGAGCUAGAAGAGGAAGAAUUACAGAACGCAGUACUUGAAAGAAAGUUGAACGAAGCUUCAAGCCGGCAGCCUAUUCUUUUGCAAGAAAGCUAUGUUCCUGUUUUAGAUCAAUCUAACAAUCAUCCAGUACACAAUUACGGGCCGACGGGCUACGUUUUAGAUACUCUUGUAUGA
Molecule: messenger RNA, 1278 nt
Organism: Parnassius mnemosyne (clouded apollo)
Lineage: Eukaryota; Metazoa; Arthropoda; Insecta; Lepidoptera; Papilionidae
Source: the annotation of a GenBank genome assembly